AUGUUAGAAAUACGAAUUUAUUGUAAAUUUUUACCACUAAAUUUUGAUCAUUUGGAAAAUUUUAUCUCACCUACUGAUUAUUUACCAUUGAAUAAUAAUCAAAAAGCUAUUGAAAUAAAAAAUAAACAUUAUAAAAUUAUACAAGAAGCAAAACGUCAAUGGUUAAAUUAUUUCUUAAAUAUUUAUGAAAUAAAAAUACAAGAAUAUGAACAACAAUAUCAAAAUGAAUUCAUUCAAUUGGAAUCACUCUUCUCAAAUAAUAAUGAUAAAACUAUGUUAAAUAAUAUUAAGGAACACAUCAAUAAUCGAAUAAAUAGAUUAAAAAAAGAUAUUUAUGAUAAAAUGGCAUCUUUUCGAAAAAUAAUACUUCAAAAUCGUCAACGUUCAUCAUCAACAAAAAAUGUUAUUGGUCCAUCUUAUAUAAGAGUGAAUCAAAGUGCCAUUCGUCCAAAAUGUCAACAAGAAACUGAAAUAAAAAAUCAACAUAAAGAUAUUUAUUCAAAAGUUGAAAAUAAUCUCACCGGAUAUCCUCAUCUUAUACCACGAAACAAUACAAUUUUUAAACAAUAUUCAGAUCAUUUACUUGAUUAUCUUAAUCAAAGUUAUUUUACUCCAUUAUCAUAUAAAGAUCAACUAAUAAGCCACGAACAAGCACAAAUUCUUGGAUCAAUUCGACGAAUAAUUCAAAAUAGGAAUCUUAUCCUUUUCCCCGACACAAAUGCUUUCAUAGAAUCGUCUUGCAAUCCAUUCAAUGAAAUAUUAGAUAAAGUUAUACAAUUACUCAAUACACUUCGUGGAAAAGAUCUUAUUCGUAAAUGGCAAUAUGAACAAAUGAUGCCUGAUCGAACAACAUGUAAAUUAGCUCAUUUAUAUUUUAAUCCUAAAACACAUAAGGAUGGUAUACCAGUUCGACCAAUUCAAAGUACUAUUCAUGCUUCAACUACAAAAAUUUCAAAAUUUUUAGACAAAAUUUUACGACCUAUAUUUGAUGCUAAAAGCAAUGAUACAACUAUUAUUGAUGGUGCUUCUUUAAUUACUGAACUUUCAAAAUAUAACAAAAAAGGCCUGUUAAAGUCAACAACUCUUUUUUGUACAUUUGAUAUUCGCAAUUUAUAUACAAUAUUACCACAAGAAGAAACAUUAGAUACCCUCAUGGCAUUUCUUCAUGCUCAUGGUUAUAGAAAAGUGAAAGGAAUUAGUAUUGAUACAAUAAAAAGAUUAGCUUCAAUUAUUCUCCAAGAUAAUGUUUUUGCUUAUGGUAAAAAAAUUUAUAAACAAACAACUGGUGGUGCUAUGGGUUCAUCGUUGACAUUAACUUUGGCUAAUAUUUUUAUGUCAAAUUGGCAAAAAAAUAUUGUUGAAGAACAAACCAAGACAGGUGAAUUUUAUGGACGAUAUAUUGAUGAUAUUUUUAUGACUUGGAAUAGAUCUGAAGAAGAAUUAAGAAAAUUAUUAGAUGAUGUGAAUGCAUGGCAUCCAAAUAUUAAAUUAGAUUAUAAAAUUAGCAAUAGUCUUCCAUUUCUUGAUGUACAGCUUACAAAUAAUAAUGGCAUACUAUCUACAUGUGUCUAUCAUAAGCCUUCAGCUGAACCAUAUGUUACACCAUUUAUAUCUGAUCAUCCUCGACAUGUUUUUUCGAAUAUAAUCAAAAAUUUUAUUGAACGUGCAACAAGAUAUUCAUCAAAAUUUGAAGCAUUUAAUUGUGAACGACGUUACAUUAAAUUGAUGUUAUUAUAUAAUGGUUAUCCAUCAACAUUUAUUGAAAACGAAUUUCACAAAUACUUUUCGGAAUAUAUAUCAAAAUCACCAUUUCUACCAUUAAUUGAUGACGAACAGAAAUAUUUUCUUAUGCGAAAACAAAUAUUAGGUCAACCAACACCUCGACAAACACAAGUGGCACUGAGUGCAGCAUUGGCUGACAUUGAUAACGAUCCACUAGAUGAUGAUGAGAGACAACAACCGAACCCAGACCCAAAAAAAUCUGAAGAAAAAAACGUAAACAUCAACGAAAAAUUCUUUACCCAUUAUACAUAUGAAAAGCGUUUCAAAACAUGCAAACGAGAUAUGCAUCAAGUAGACCACGAUACAUUCAAAGAUACACCAGCAAUGUACACAAAAUUAAUCGUAGGCAACCGCAUCCGUCGUCAAGCACACAAUGAGCUCAUACGCAAACGACCAAACCAAGCAUUGUUACAAAAUAAAAAAAUACCCAAAAACAAUAGUGUGAAAAGAAAAUAUGUUGUUCAUGCCGAUGGCAUUACCCUACCGAAUGUAAUUNCGGAAUAUAUAUCAAAAUCACCAUUUCUACCAUUAAUUGAUGACGAACAUAAAUAUUUUCUUAUGCGAAAAGAAAUUUUAGGUCUAUCAACACCUCGACAAUCACAAGUGGCAAUGAGUGCAGCACUGGCUGACAUCGACAACGAUCCACCAGAUGAUGAUGAGAGACAACAACCAGACCAAAACAAAAAAAACCUGAAGAAAAAAUCUCAAAUUAUAAUGAAAAAUUCUUUACUCAUUUUACCUAUGAAAAACGUUUCGAAACAUGCAAACGAGAUAUGCAUCAAGUAUACAAUCAUGCAUUUAAAGAUACACCAGCAAUGUAUACAAAACAAAUCGUUGGCAACCGUAUCCGGCGUCCUGCACACAAUGAACUAA
Messenger RNA from Rotaria socialis, 2655 nucleotides. NCBI's taxonomy places the organism in Eukaryota, Metazoa, Rotifera, Eurotatoria, Philodinida, Philodinidae. The record is from the annotation of a GenBank genome assembly.